Molecule: messenger RNA, 3358 nt
Organism: Perca flavescens (yellow perch)
Lineage: Eukaryota; Metazoa; Chordata; Actinopteri; Perciformes; Percidae
Gene: socs7
Product: suppressor of cytokine signaling 7
Exons: 8
Coding region: 303-2636 (777 amino acids)
Biological process (GO): phosphatidylinositol phosphate biosynthetic process; intracellular signal transduction
Cellular component (GO): phosphatidylinositol 3-kinase complex
Molecular function (GO): 1-phosphatidylinositol-3-kinase regulator activity
Source: RefSeq, a predicted model, not a curated record
ACUCUACUGGCUUUUUAUUCGACUCAAAUCCGACCGCAUGUCUGACCCAGGGGUCCGCCUGCUGCCGGGAGCAAACGGCACCCAUUUCGCCAAAAUUUGACGGAUGGAUGCUGUGCUGUCGUAGAAGAGGAGGGAUGAACAAAACGCGUGAUAUAUUGUUUGGCAAUUUCGCUCAUCGCCUAUUUAUGGGAGGCAGCGGCGGCUCGGCCCGUUCUUUAUUAUAGGAAACGGAUCUCCGCGGUUAGCUAUGUGAAGAGCAGAUCGCCCCAAUAAUUCUCGUUUCGCGAUCCUGAGGAAUAAUUAUGAACAACGCGCAAGAUAUGUCGCCCGAUUUUGUGUUGAUGCGCCUGGUUUCCGCGGCCGAGGAUGACCGCUUGGACGCGGAAAACGGGAAUCUGCCCCCGGGUGGAGUGGUGGCAGGGCUGGGGAAGGAGGUCCUGGCUCACGGCGUCGUCAAAGCGGGUUUGGAUAUCAGCCGAGAUCCGACUGCGGGCCUCGAGCAUCCUAGCGGCCGCCUGAACAAAGCCCAGCCGAGCGGCGAGGGCACGGCUGCACCUGACUCCGGGGUGACGGAGAGCCGAGCCCCGCUGUCCGCGCCUCCUCCGCCGCAGAGCCCCAUGAUGGAGGCCCAGGGAUUUGACUUCGCUCCCAGCCCCGGCCUACGGCCUCAGCUGCUCGUCUUCUCCAAUAUAAUGCGGAACGGAGAAGGGAUUUUAGAAUUAGACCGUCGGAAUCAGCCGAGGGAUGCUCUGGGUUUGGACCAGAGCCCCGGGUCUGCAGGCUGCUCUGACCCGGCUGUCAAUAACAACACUCGGAGUCCCGGAGACGUUCAGCAGCAGCAGAGCCUGCUGGACCGGACGUGGGGAGCGCAUCCGCCGGUUUCUGUAACCGCGGAGAUGCAGGGAGCUGCGGAGCUAUGCCGCCGGCACCGACUUAUCACUACCCCGCCCGAGUGGCCCUUGUUGUCGGAGACAUCCAGCUCACCUCUCACCGUGAUUGACUCUAAAUGGGGAUGCGCCUCCAGGGACAGAGAGGGAGCCGUGUUCGAGCUGGCCCGACGGUUCGGGGAGCUGGGGGUCGGCGCGGUACCCAAGAUGCUGUUCAAAGCAGGGGAGCUUCCGCAGUGUUCGUGUCAGGGUGCGCACAGGCCGGCGGGAGGGGGAGUGGAGCCCGGGGAUGACCCGACGGAGACCAGCGAUGCUUUGUUGGUGCUGGAGGGGCUGGGAAGCGGGGAUGUAGCAGGCCUGGCCAUGGACGAGUGUCCGGAGGGCGAGCCGGACGAUGAGAACGGACGCCGUGAGUUUUUACUCAACAGGAAAAGGGAAAUAGUUCAGAAAAUGUCCGGGGCUUUCUCCAUCAGCAGCUUCCAAGUGGAGCUGAGGAGGCAGGUGGAGGGGACCGAAUCGGCGCCAGGGGCAGCGCACCUUGGCGCGCAGGUGUGCAGCCUCCACGGGAACAUAACCAGCCGGCUCUCGCAGCAGGUAAACUCCGGCGAUUCGGAGGUUGUCGCCCAGGUUUCAGCCACGUCACCUACACCGGUCCAGAGCUCACCGUGGGCCACAAGCCCGGACCUGAGCCAGGCGUCGACACCCAGGAGGCGGCCGGAGCGGUGCGCCAGCGCGCCGCGGACUCCCACGGGCAGCUGGGCCGCGGGUGGAGAAAAGGCGCUCAAAGUUCCAGGGAAGUCCAAAAAGGGCUCGUUAAAGAUCCGGCUGAGUAAACUGUUCCGGACUAAAAGCUGCAGCGGCUCCAAUCACCUGCUGGACAAGAGGCCCUCGGUGACCUACUCGGUGUCUUCUGCCGGGAGUCUGGUGGACAUGGCGAGCCACGCGGGAGCAGAGCAAGACGCAGACAGCCACAGCCAGCCCAGACUGACCAGGGCCCACAGUGCCUUCUCCCCCGCCUCCCUCUCUGCCUCCCUCUCUGCUUUCACUGAAUCCUUCCUCCGGGCCCUCCCUCAUUCGACCCCAUCGCCAGCUGACGCUGCACCCCCUUCCAGACAGGUCCCGCCCCCCAUGUUGUGCGCCCUGCGGCGUUCUGAAGCCAGCAACUUCACCGCCAGUCUGAGAGAGCUGGAGAAGUGUGGCUGGUACUGGGGUCCGAUGAACUGGGAGGACGCAGAGAUGAAGCUGAAGGGGAAACCGGACGGAUCCUUCCUGGUCCGAGACAGUUCAGACCCCCGGUACAUCCUGAGCCUCAGCUUCAGGUCGCAGGGAGUCACACACCACACACGCAUGGAGCACUACCGAGGGACGUUCAGCUUGUGGUGCCACCCGAAGUUUGAGGACCGCUGCCACUCGGUGGUGGAGUUCAUCGAGCGGGCCAUCAUGCACUCCAAGAACGGCAAAUUCCUCUACUUCCUCCGCUCCAGAGUCCCAGGGCUUCCUCCCACCCCGGUUCAACUGCUGUAUCCUGUAUCCCGCUUCAGCAACGUGAAGUCACUACAACAUCUCUGUCGCUUCUGCAUCCGACAAAUGGUCCGCAUCGACCACAUCCAGGAGCUUCCACUGCCCAGACCACUAAUAUCCUACCUGAGUAAGUUUUAUUACUACGACCCUGAGGAGGAGACGUACCUGUCAAUCAAGAGCAUCCGGAGAGCGGUGGGAGCCGAGCAACAGGCCGAGUCGCAGACGUAGCAGCAGAGAUCUUCUCAGCUCAAGUUUCUGUAUGGAGGACUGAUCUGUAUGCUACUGGACUGCUAGUCUUCCAGCAUCAGCCAAUCAGAGUCCUCUGGAAAUCUCUCCAGCUGGACGUUCAGGUGCAGAGGACUCAGCCUCGUCUUCAGAGGGACUGCAGACAUGUUCUCACCUCCAGACAUGUCGGUUUGAAACAAAAGGGAGAAUUAUGAACUUGAUUUGCAGAUUUCCUGAAGCUACUGAACUGGACUUUUAAAACACAAUGCACUGGUCAAUUUGUACAACUGUUGUUUGCUGCCGUUUCCUUGUUUUUCCUUCUAUUCUGUCAAAAAGAGGUUUUUUUUUUUUUUAUUAAAAGUUGCCCUCGGGGGAGAUAUACACACAGAGGCAGGGCAGCAGAGGCCCAUCCCUGAGCAUUCAGGCAGUCGGGGGGGUUAAGAGAGACAAGCCGCCAUGUUGGAGGCCCUAUGAUUUUUUUUUUCUCCCUGGAAAUCUCAAAAUUACAGCAGUGCUAAUAAAGUGCUUCUUCUACGGGGAUGGAUUUGAUAAAACUUUUACAACUUCUCAACUUUAAGUACUAUCUGGAAGAUUUUCAUUUGAAUAAAUGUCUUUAAAGUCUCUAUCGCCAAGUGAGGAUACACAAUGGUGACUCUGAUGAAAGCCCUUGCAUUUGCAUUAUUAUGAGUACAGUGGUGCUCAUAAGUUUAUGAACCCAUGCUACA